UCCGAUUGUGUCUGUUCAUAACCACAAAAUACCUUGUGAUUGCUGAGUAUAAUGUAGUCAGAAUGUAUGUCUCCAAAAUAAAAAAAAAGUCUGGUGCAAUGGUGCUCAGGUAACGUACCUAUUGUACUUAUUGUAAUAAGGACUGCUGCAAUUGAAAUCUGGCAGAAGGAGGAAAGUUGAAAUUUGCAAAAAGUGCAUAGUAAAAUUCCCAGACCUUGCUGGUUGUAACAGAAAGUAUCUCUAAUAUUCUCUCUAUUUACUGAAUUGUUUUCUUUUGUAGAUAAAUUUGUUCAUUUAAACUUCAAGGCUUGAGUAAUGUAAUUAAUUUUACAAUGUGCUUUACAACUACAACUGAAACUGGUUAUGUCAAACGUACACUUGGCCUGGAUGUGGCUGUAUUUCAGAUGUUGAUAACGCUUCAGGUUUGAGGGAUAGAAUACCACAAGAAUGUGUGUGUGUAAAUUAUAUUCUUGUACCACAGGGGUCACAGAUCAUAACAUGGAUUUCAUAAAACCUGAACCUGAUCCAGGUGGACGGGCAUUCCGAUCAUCAGCCCACAGUGAAUAUCAGGUGACUGAUGUAAAACAGGAUGAGGAACCUGUGGUAAUAAACUUCCAGUUAAUGAAGACGGAAAAUGAGGAAAUUAUUGAUACAUUCAAAGAAGAGAAUGAUGUGGAUGCUGUGAAUGAAGAAGAUUCUGUUGGCUUGAGAAGUGAUGAGGUUUUUAUACCAUCAGCUGAACCUGAGGUGUUCACAGAUUUCCUUAAAGUUGAGCUUGAUUCAUGUAAUGAGACAUACGUAACAUCACACGAUGGAAAUGAGGUCAUUAGUAUAAAAGUUGAGGAGGCCACAGCUAUUCAAGAGGAGGAUCCUUUGUUAAUAACAUUACCAGAGAAUACACAGAAUGAACUUCAACCCAUGCAUUGUGAGGAGCGUCCAUACUUUUGCAAUGUGUGUCAUAAAUCAUUUAAUGAACAGAGAAAACUUAGCAAACAUCAACGCAUACAUACCGGAAGGCGUCCAUAUUCCUGUGAUGUUUGUAAUAAAGCAUUCAGUGAUCAGAGUCAUUUGAGGAUACAUGCACGCAUUCAUAGUGGAGAGCGCCCAUAUUCUUGUGAUGUAUGUCAAAAAUCAUUUAGAGUUCAAUGUACUUUGGACAAACAUUACCGCAUUCAUACUGGAGAACGGCCUUUUAUCUGUGGUAUAUGUUGUAAGACAUUCAGUGAAAACGGUAGUUUGAAGAAGCAUCAGAGGAUACAUAGUGGAGAGCGUCCAUAUUCAUGUGAUAUAUGUAGUAAGUCGUUUAGUGAACAAGGCAGUCUGAAGACACACCAACGCAUACAUAGUGGUGAGCGUCCAUAUGUGUGUGAAGUGUGUAAUAAGUCUUUCAGUGUUCUGAGUACUCUAAAGACUCAUCAACGUAUACAUAGUGGAGAGCGUCCUCAUUCCUGUGAUGCAUGUGGUAAAUCAUUUAGUGAUAAGAGCCACCUGAGGACGCAUCAACGUAUUCAUAGUGGACAGAGACCAUACGCCUGUGACGUAUGCAAAAAAUCAUUUAGUGUUAAGAGUACUUUGAAAACUCAUCAACGUAUACAUUCUGGAGAGCGUCCAUAUUCUUGUGUAUUGUGCAAUAAAUCAUUUAGUCGGAGGCGUACUCUUACAUAUCAUAUAAGAAAACAUAGUGGAGAACGUCCAUAAUCCUGUGAUGGUUAACAUUCAUUACCCGGGCCCCUUUAGGUGUAACAAUAUAUUUUUGCUGGAGAAUGUUAUUACUGAAAAGUUUGUAAUAAAUUAUGCAAGAUGUAAAGUAUUCUGAAGUGUUAUCAAUACAGAUUAAUGUUGUGUGUGUGGAAAUAUAUUCUAGAAAUGAAAUACAGAGUGUGCAGCUAUACUUGAA
Molecule: messenger RNA, 1897 nt
Organism: Cryptotermes secundus
Lineage: Eukaryota; Metazoa; Arthropoda; Insecta; Blattodea; Kalotermitidae
Product: zinc finger protein 583
Exons: 5
Coding region: 448-1698 (416 amino acids)
Biological process (GO): central nervous system development; regulation of transcription by RNA polymerase II
Cellular component (GO): nucleus
Molecular function (GO): protein binding; RNA polymerase II cis-regulatory region sequence-specific DNA binding; DNA-binding transcription factor activity, RNA polymerase II-specific
Source: RefSeq, a predicted model, not a curated record